Molecule: messenger RNA, 1371 nt
Organism: Penicillium olsonii
Lineage: Eukaryota; Fungi; Ascomycota; Eurotiomycetes; Eurotiales; Aspergillaceae
Source: the annotation of a GenBank genome assembly
AUGCUGUCGCGGUCUUCUCUCAGCCGAAAUGCGCCGCGUGCGUUCUCCGCCGGCCGUCGGUCCAUGGCCUCCGCGGUCAACCCGGCUUUCCAGUACGAUGUCUCUGAGGCUUCCGGCGUGAAGGUUGCCAACCGUGAGGUUGAGGGUCCUACCGGUACCCUGGCCCUGGUCGCGAAGGCCGGCUCCCGUUACCAGCCCUUCCCUGGUUUCGCCGACGCUCUCGACCGUUUCGCUUUCAAGACCACCCUCAAGCGGUCUGCUCUGCGUAUCACCCGUGAGACUGAGCUGCUCGGCGGUCAAAUCUCGUCGACACACUCCCGCGAAAACGUUGUCCUCCGGACCAAGUUCCUUUCCAAGGACCUCCCCUACUUCACAGAGCUUCUUGCUGAGGUUGCCAGCGAGACCAAGUUCGCCGACCAUGAGCUGAACGAGGUUGUGAGCAAGCUCCUUAAGUACAAGCAGCAGAUCGUUCACUCCAACCCGGAGACCGUCGCUGUUGAUGCCGCCCACGGUGUCGCCUUCCACCGCGGUCUGGGUGCCACCAUCACCCCCUCCCAGAGCUCUCCCUUUGAGAAGAACAUCUCCGGCGACGCCCUGGCCCAGUACGCCCAGAACGCCUACGCCAAGAACAACAUCGCUCUUGUCGCCAGCGGUCCUAACUCUUCCGAGCUCAAUAAGUGGGUUGGCCAAUUCUUCAAGAAUGCCUCCACCGGCAACGCCUCCAGCCAAUACAACGUCCUGCCCAGCCAGGCCUCCAAGUACUUCGGUGGUGAGCAGCGCAUUGCCUCCAAGACCGGUAACUCCGUUGUUAUCGCUUUCCCCGGUUCCAGCGCCUUCGGCACCGCCGGCUACAAGGCCGAGGCCUCCGUUCUGGCUGCUCUCCUCGGCGGCGAGUCCACCAUCAAGUGGACCCCUGGCUUCUCCCUCCUGUCCCAGGCCACCAAGGGCUUCAACCACCUCCGCGUGACCACCCAGAACAACGCCUACUCUGAUGCCGGUCUCUUCACCGUCGCCCUGACCGGUGCUGCCGACCAGAUCAGCGCUGCCAGCCAGAACGUCGUCGACGCCCUGAAGAAGGCCGCCGCCGGUGAGGUCGCCAGCGAGGAGAUCAAGAAGGCCAUUGCCCUCGCCAAGUUCCGCGCUCUGGAGUCCGUCCAGACCCUCGAGACCGGUCUCGAGGCCACCGGCUCUGGCCUCGUCCACGGCAACAAGCCUUACCAGAUCAACGAGAUUGCCCAGGCUCUCGAGAACGUCACCGAGCAGCAGGUCAAGGAGGUUGCCAACACCUUCCUGACUGGCAAGGCCACCCUUGUCAGCGUCGGUGACAUCCACCAGCUGCCCUUCGCCGAGGAUCUCGGUCUGACCGUUUAA